GGGUCUGCGGGGCGGGGGCGGGACCGGUAGCGAGCUCGGCUGGCGCCAGAGUGACCUGCGUCCAGAUCUCCAGCAUCUGUUGGAUUUUCACCAAGAAAAAGUUUGUAGCAUAAAGUUGCUCACAUCCUUGAGGUAGAUGAGAUACAAUGAUUCAGUAGAAGACCACAGCAGGGGCAGCACAAGAGCCGGGACGCUGAAGGAUGAACGGGGAGGAGGAAUUCUUCGACGCCGUCACAGGCUUUGAUUCUGAUAACUCUUCUGGGGAAUUUUCAGAGACAAAUCAGAAAGUCACUAGAAAGACUGAGUUGGAUACUAGCAAAAGUAACAGAAUUGGGAAAAUUGGGGAGCGACCCCUUCAAGAGAAUGGAAUUCAAAAACACAGGACAUCCCUGCCUGCGCCCAUGUUCACCAGGAGCGACUUCAGCCUCUGGACGAUCCUGAAGAAGUGUGUCGGCCUGGAACUGUCCAAGAUCACGAUGCCGAUUGCCUUCAAUGAGCCCCUGAGCUUCCUGCAGCGAAUCACGGAGUACAUGGAGCACGUGUACCUGCUGCACAGGGCCUGCCGCCAGCCCCAGCCGUUGGAGAGGAUGCAGUCCGUGGCUGCUUUUGCUGUUUCGGCUGUGGCUUCACAGUGGGAGAGGACAGGCAAGCCGUUCAACCCGCUCCUGGGAGAGACGUACGAGCUGAUCAGGGAGGACUUAGGAUUCAGAUUCAUCUCAGAGCAGGUCAGCCACCACCCUCCCGUCAGCGCGUUCCACUCCGAAGGCCUCAGCCAGGACUUCCUGUUCCACGGCUCCAUCUACCCAAAGCUGAAGUUCUGGGGCAAGAGCGUCGAGGCGGAGCCACGGGGCACCAUCACGCUGGAGCUGCUCAGACACAACGAAGCCUACACCUGGACCAACCCCACCUGCUGUGUACACAACGUCAUCAUCGGGAAGCUGUGGAUUGAGCAGUAUGGGACGGUGGAGAUUUUAAACCACAGGACCGGACAUAAGUGUGUACUUAACUUUAAACCAUGCGGAUUGUUUGGAAAAGAGCUUCAUAAAGUGGAAGGACACAUUCAAGACAAAAACAAGAAGAAGCUGUUCAUCAUCUAUGGCAAAUGGACGGAAUGCUUGUGGGGUAUAGAUCCUGUUUCCUACGACUCCUUCAAGAAGCAAGAGAGGAGAGGCGACCACCUGAGGAAGGCUAAACUGGACGAUGGUGCUGAAAGGGCUAACGGUGACACGGCUGACGACGUCCCUGUGGUGCAAGAGACCGUGCAGGUCAUCCCAGGCAGCAGGCUGCUCUGGAGGAUCAACACCCGGCCUCCCAACUCUGCCCAGAUGUAUAAUUUCACCAGUUUCACCGUGAGCCUCAACGAGUUGGAGACGGGCAUGGAGAAGACCCUGCCCCCCACAGACUGCCGCCUGCGCCCCGACAUCCGCGGCAUGGAGAAUGGCAACAUGGACCUGGCCAGCCAAGAGAAGGAGCGUCUGGAGGAGAAGCAGAGAGAAGCCCGGCGGGAGCGUGCCAAGGAGGAGGCUGAGUGGCAGACCAGGUGGUUCUACCCAGGCACCAACCCCUACACUGGGACUCCUGACUGGCUGUAUGCAGGGGACUAUUUUGAGCGGAAUUUCUCUGACUGCCCCGACAUCUACUGAGGACUACAGGGCCCUGGGGCCAAGGCCCAAGAGGCUGGACUCCUUGAGUGGCCAUACCAACUUUUGUCACGGCAGAAACCUCCUUUCUAAUGCCUGUGUUCAUGGAGAUGGCAUUGUCCCUGGUCAAAGGUUGAACUCUAAUUAACUGUUGAUUGCCAAACACUUUGCUACUGUGCAGUCUCGUCAUAAAGCUUCACUUGGGAUCAUCGUUUUCAUUAAGGUUUAAACAGGAAAUUCUUUGCAGUCUCUUUUACACGACAAGAAUCGGCAGGGGCGCGUCGGGCUGACAGCACUCUCUCAGUUACCGGAUUUGCAACCAGAAGAAAGACAGGAAGGCUCUGUCUCCUCUUUACGAUGCAGAGGGUCCCCAGAAGGAUUUUAAAUUCGACCCCAUGAGGGGAAAAAGGGACUUGAAAAUAACCCUGCAGAGAGUUAAGUAAAGGCCAGGAACCUCUUUCUAAAUUAUGCUGAUAGAAAAGUGAAGCUUUUCAAAUCAGAUUGAAUGAAAUGAAAAGUUGUCAGAUUCUGUAUUUUUUAACCAAUCUUCAAUAAUGUAAAGAUUACGUUUAAAAUAUUUAAGUUAAAAUCACUUGAAUAGUAUUUUGCUGAAGAGCAAGAUAUGCAUUAAUCACCAACUGUAUACUGUCCAAAAUGACGCAUCACCGUGACAACCAGAGUGAGCAAAAGCAUUAAGAGUUGGACAAAAUACCCCUAAGGCUGCUCCCACCCUGAAGGGGGCCUGGGCCCUGGCUCCGGUGCCCUGUUGUCACCACGCACCAUGCCCUCGUCUCGGGGGCCAUUUCUUAAAACACUUUGCCUGUAUCCAUAGCACUCUUACGUUUUUGUUUUUCCCAGUGUGCAUGUUUAAAAUACAAGCGAAUCACAUCUGAUUGUGCGCUGUGGGAGGGUCAGAAGCAGAAUCUACUUAGAGUGGUGUAAUUAAAGUUAUUUAACCAAAAA
Messenger RNA from Otolemur garnettii (small-eared galago), 2603 nucleotides. RefSeq names its product oxysterol binding protein like 2 (gene OSBPL2). Lineage: Eukaryota; Metazoa; Chordata; Mammalia; Primates; Galagidae. The transcript has 14 exons. Bases 201 to 1643 code for a protein of 480 amino acids. Gene Ontology annotation, cellular component: intracellular membrane-bounded organelle; membrane; cytosol. The record is from RefSeq and is a predicted model, not a curated record. Gene Ontology annotation, molecular function: cholesterol binding.